UCCAAUCUCAUCAUCUCAUAUAUAUAUACAAUUAUAUAUUCUGUGUCUAUUCAAAAUGUAUAACGGUGAAGGUACAACACAAACACCAAAGAUCAACGCUCCACCAACUGGAAAAUGGACAACAGGUUUAUAUGAUUGCUGUGACGACACUGGAAAUUGUUGUCUUACAUGGUGCUGUCCUCGUUUCACCUUUGGUCGGAAUGUAGAUAUUAUUGAUCAAGGAAGAACAUCUCCUACAAUUGCACGUUUGAUUUUUUUUGCCCUGGGAUGUUUUGGGUUGGCAAGCUUAUAUACAUGCGGAUUCAGAAGCAAACUAAGAGCCAUCUACAACUUACCAGAAGAACCAUGUUCGGAUUGUUGCGUUCACUAUUGUUGUUUACUUUGUGCUAUUUGUCAAGAGUACAGAGAACUUAAAAACCGUGGACUGGACCCCUCACAAGGUUGGAGGGCAAACGAGGAAAGACUGAGAAGAGCAAAUCUAGUACCUCCACAUGUUGCGCCAGCCAUGACUCGCUAGAAUUUCUUAAGUCUAGGAUUCAUUUGUUGUCCUAUAUCUUACUUGUGCGUAAUUUGUUUCUUAAUUACCUGUUUGUGAUUUUCCUUUGGAGAGCAAUAAUUACCUUUGUACUUUAUAUUAAGUGUUCUC
Cajanus cajan (pigeon pea) is the source of this 646-nucleotide messenger RNA. RefSeq names its product cell number regulator 2. NCBI's taxonomy places the organism in Eukaryota, Viridiplantae, Streptophyta, Magnoliopsida, Fabales, Fabaceae. The record is from RefSeq and is a predicted model, not a curated record.